Paraglomus brasilianum is the source of this 372-nucleotide messenger RNA. Lineage: Eukaryota; Fungi; Glomeromycota; Glomeromycetes; Paraglomerales; Paraglomeraceae. The record is from the annotation of a GenBank genome assembly.
AUGAUCCAAGAUCGAUCGGCAAGGAUAAACAACGUCCUUGCCGCGUUUGAACAAGUCCGUCAAGAAAGCCAGUACAACUUGCUUCAAGCCCACAUGCGCAAAGUGUGCAAGGUCAAUAAGGCGGACGUAAAACAGGUACAACAAUGCAUGGGUGGAUUGACGUACCAUACUGAAGCCGUGCCGCCUGACGCUAACAUUCCCAGGCCGACGCUUGUUGAAAAGGACUGGGCCCCCAAUGAGCUAUUGGCCUUGGGGGCCAUAUUUAAGUAUCACAAGAUCGAAUUUUUGUAUGUCAAUAAGUAUGGGCACUCAAGACGUCCGUAUAUAUUCGGGGGGAAAAAACUUGAUGAAAUCAUGUUUAAAAUGUUUUAG